Molecule: messenger RNA, 1845 nt
Organism: Eimeria necatrix
Lineage: Eukaryota; Apicomplexa; Conoidasida; Eucoccidiorida; Eimeriidae
Exons: 2
Coding region: 1-1845 (614 amino acids)
Source: RefSeq, a predicted model, not a curated record
AUGUCGUUCUCAGAAGUGACCCCGUGGCUGCGGGAGGAGCUGCAGCGGCGAGUUGGUGCUGCUACUCGCUCUCUUGUUGCUGCUGUUGUUGCAGCAGCAGAAGGGGCCCCCAAUUCGCAGCAGCUGUCGCUGCUGCUGCAGCAGCAGCUGCACUUCAAGCAGCAGGACGCGGAGGCCCUGGCCCCGGAGCUGCUGCGGAGGAUCGCAGCAGCAGAAGCUGCUGCUGCUGCUGCUGCUGCAGCAGCAGCAGCAGCAGAUGAUGAGGAUCAGCAGGAGGCGGCCGAGCCGCAGAGCGGCAGCAGAAAGAGACAACGAGAAGAUGAGACAGAACCAGCAGCAGCAGGAGCAGCAGCAGCAGCAGCAGCAGCAGAGGAGGAUGACGCAGCAGAAGCAGCAGCAUUUGCUGCUCGGCUGGCGGCGCGGGACGCGGCGUCGCAGCGGAAGGUGGGCCACGCUGCAGCGCUGGAGCGGCAGCAGCAGCAGCAGCAGCAGCAGCAGCCUGCUGCUGCUGCUGCUGCUGCUGCUGCUGCGCUGGAGAGCGUGGAAGAGCUGCUGCUGGAAGCCAAGAAGAAACCCAACGAGCUGCUGCGCUGCAGCAAAGCCUACGUGCUGCGGCUGCGGGAAGAAGCAAGAAGAUCUUAUCUGAAGCAAAGAGAAGAGCAGCAGCUGCUGCUGCAGGAGCGGAAAGUGCGGGACCGAGAGGCCUUUUACCAGCAGCUGCAGCAGCAGCAGCAGCAGCAGCUGAGUGCAGCGGAGCAGCAGCAGCUGCAGCUGCGCAAAGACGCGCUGCUGCUCGCCAAAGCAGCAGUUCAAGACCGCAAAAAUAACUCCGAGACAGAACUUUAUUUGCUGCCGGAAGCAGCAGAAAGUCUCCAGGCCAGGCUGCUGCUGCUGCAGCAAACUUUCCGCGAGACGCAGCAGCAGCAGCAGCAGCAGCAGCUCUCCGAGCAGCAGCUCCUCGAGCAGCAAAAGACCCGCGCCGCCCUCGUCCGCUUCGGCGCCAGGGACCGCAGCAGCAGCAGCAGCAGCAGCAGCAGCAGCAGCAGCAGCAGCAGCAGCAGCGAGCAGCAGCAAAAGAGCUACAAACUUGUCGACGAAACUGGAGUUGAAAUCGAAUUCGAAGUUCGAGAAACUCACGGCCUAGACUUCAACAAAGAUCUCUCCCCGCAGCAGCAGCAGCAGCAGCAACUGCUGCAGCAGCAGCAGCAGCAGCGCGAGGCCGCACAAACCAAGGCCAUCUCCCUCCAAGUCCGUCGCGCCCACUGCCCCUGCUGCUCCGCUGCUGCUGCACUGCUGCUGCACUGCUGCUGCGCUGCUGCUGCUGCGCUGCUGCUGCCUUGCUGCUGCUGCUGCUGCUGCUGCUGCCUUGCUGCUGCUGCUGCUGCUGCUGCUGCUGCUGCAGUGCGUCAUUUGGUGAAUAUUUGUCCCCUGGUGGUGGUUUUUGGUGCUAUUUUCUCGCGCGCGAGCACCUGCCGCCUGCGCCUUAGCUGCUGCUGCUGCCGCUGCUGCUGCUGCUGCUGCUGCUGCUGCUGCUGCUGCUGCUGCAGGAGCAGCGGCGGCUGCUGCCGGUGUACAGCUACCGCGAGGCCUUCCUGCGGGCCGUGGCGCAGCACCGCGUGCUGGUGGUCGUGGGCGCCACCGGCUCCGGCAAAACGACGCAGCUGCCGCAGUUUCUGCGGGAAGUGGGAUAUUCCAAAGCAGGAAUGGUUGCAUGCACGCAGCCUAGAAGGCUUGCUGCAAUGGCAGUUGCUGCUAGAGUGGCAGCAGAGUGUGGGGAGAGACUGGGGGCGGAGGUGCGAAAAAAACCAGCUAGCUAGCUCGCCGGGGCGACCCGGGGUUGGCUAG